UGACCUAACACAGUGAGGCUCAUAAGUUGAGUCUAAAGCUUCAGCUUACAUGUACAGGAAGAUCAACAAGACAAUGUUUAUUGGACUCCAGCUCAGCAUGGAUGCACUUUGUGUCUGAGCGAAAACCCGGUAUUAUGUGCCCAUUUGGUUUUGCCGGUUUGGGGGUCAUCUGAAAUAUUAUUGUCACUGUACCUCUCUGUGAUCAGCACAGACUACAUUUCAAGGAAAUCUGGGUGCGUCCCCUUUAAGAAACGUGAAACCCCGCCCCGUGCUCACAGCCUUUGUACUUCCCAGCAACCCUCCGGGUGAGGCGGAACAUUUCUCUGGAGGUUGGGGGUCACCGCCUCUUGCCGGGGACGGGAGCGUUGUGAACUACAUUACCCUGAAAGCACUGCGCCGCGCGUCAGGGGCACUGGACCAAUGAAGACUCGGGAAGAGGCACUUCCGUUCUGGAGGACGGCGUUUGGGCGGGCCUUCCGGCGUGGAUCGGCGACAUUUUGUAAACACGGAUCUGUUCACUGGUGGUGAGGUUGAGGACGCUGGUCUAGCCCGAGAUCAAGGAACUAGGAAGCUGCUGUGCCAGCUGCUCUGAGGCAGCUCUGAGGCGGUCUAAGGCUCGGCGUGGGCGCCAUCCAGCCUGACUCUGUUGCGGGGCCGGGACGGGGGCUGCAGUGCCCGGGCCCCACCUUCGCACACAGACUCCCUUGGCGGCGGCAGCGCUGAUGGGUCCGAUUCAGGUUCCACACUCAGCAGAACCACUUAUGGACACUGCACUGGGCUCUGUGACCUUUGAGGACGUGGCUGUGUACUUUUCCCAGGAGGAAUGGAGGCUUCUUGAUGAGGCCCAGAGAUUCCUGUACCAUGAUGUCAUGCUGGAGACCUUUGCACUUGUUGCAUCAUUGGGUUGUUGGCAUGGAGCAGAGGUCAAGGAGACACCUUCUGAACAGAAUGUUUUUGUAGAAGUGCCACGAAUAAAUACUUCAAAGACAAACCUGUCCACCCAGGAGGCCUAUCCCUGGGAGAGGUGUAGCCCAGACUUAGAAGGUGGUUUGCAUCUAGCUGAGGACCUCGGAACAAACCCUGGCCAGAAACUGUGUGGGUCAAGUGUGAAAUUUCACCAGCACAGUGGAAAGAAACUCUUUAGAAGAGAUGUGGGUAAGGCCUUUAUGAACAGCCACAUAGUCCAUGCAUCCAAGAAGUCUUCCACAUGCCAGGAGGCUGGGAAGAAUUUCCCUGGUAGCUCUAGCCUUCUCCAGCACCAGGUCACUCCACAAAAGGACGCCGAAUGUGUGGAAGCCUUUCACAAUGAACAACGGCACUAUAAGUGCAGUGAAUGUGGUAAAGCCUUCUGCCGCAAGUACAGGCUUGCUCAGCACCAGAGAGUCCACACUGGAGAGAGGCCUUAUGAAUGCAGUGAAUGUGGGAAAACCUUCAGCUAUAAACACAUACUUAUUCAGCACCAGAGAGUCCACACUGGAGAAAGGCCUUAUGAGUGCAGGGAAUGUGGGAAGGCUUUUAGCAACAAACCCACACUUGUUCGGCAUCAGCGAAUUCACACUGGAGAAAGGCCUUAUGAGUGUAGUGAAUGUGGCAAAUUCUUUAGCCAAAGCUCCAGCCUCAGUGAACAUCAGAGAAUUCACACUGGAUCACGGCCUUAUAAAUGCAAUGAAUGUGGAAAAUUCUUUACGUCCAACUCCAACCUAAUUAAACACCGGCGAGUUCACACAGGCACAAGGCCUUAUGAGUGCAGUGAAUGUGGGAAAUUCUUUAACCAAAGUCCCAGCCUCAUUAAACAUCAGAGAAUCCACACUGGUGAACGGCCAUAUGAAUGCAGUGAAUGUGGGAAACUUUUUAGCCAAAGCUCUACUCUCAUUAAGCACCAGAGAGUUCACACUGGAGUAAGGCCUUAUAAAUGCAUUGAAUGUGGGAAACUUUUUAGCCAAAGCUUUGGCCUCACUCAACACCAGAGAAUUCACACUGGAGAAAGACCAUAUGAGUGCACUGAAUGUGGAGAAUUCUUUAGCCAAAACACCCAACUUACUCAACACCGAAAAGUUCACACUACAGAGAGGCCUCUUGAGUGUAGCAAAUGUGGAAAAGUCUUCAGUCAAAGGUCUGCUCUGACUGAGCACCAGAAACUUCACAGCCCAGACAGACCCUUUGAGUGCAGCGAAUGUAGGAAAGCUUUCAGCCGAAGGUCUAACCUCAUUCGUCACCAGAAAGUUCAUACUGGAGAAAGGCCUUCAAAUGAGAUGAGGAGAGCAGUGAAUGAGCUGUCUCCUUAGUUAAUACAUCAUACUGAAUAGGCUCUGUGAGGGAGUCAUCAACUGGAAGUUGAAUGCCAUACAUCUGAACAGCCCUAGUGUGUAGAUUGCCUCUGUGUACCAGGUUCAGAGGAAGCUUUUAAGGAGCUACACUCUACUUUCUAACCUGUGCAGGGCCCUUGCCAGACUAACGUCAGUGUGAGUUUCUGUGGUAAAAAUCAUCUUACUUCUACCAAGUGGCAGUCACCUCAGUGUAAUCAGGGUAGGUAGACCUGUUUUCUCGCAUCCUGUGGAGGGAAGCAUGAGUAGCCUGAGCACUUGGGUGUUACCAUUCUCUUGUGUCUAACUGACUAGGCCAUGGACUUAACCAGCUUUGACCAAGGUGACCCAGUCUGGGUUCUGCUGGUGGCUUACAGAGGGUUACCUUUUUCAGUGGCAUUAUUUCAUGUCAUACUCCGGAUGGAUUUUUCUAGCUCUAUGUCACCUGUUUGGGAAUUUUGUAUACCUCAGUGGGGAUAGUAUCAUGGCAGAGAAUAGUUUUCAUUGCAGUUUGUGUCUAAUUUGCAUUGCUGUCCAAGGCCUCCUGCAGGGCUUUGUGGGAAUAAUGUUGUGACCUG
This is a messenger RNA of Aethalodelphis obliquidens (Pacific white-sided dolphin), 2881 nucleotides long. RefSeq names its product zinc finger protein 501-like. The transcript has 4 exons. The coding region runs from base 723 to 2285 and encodes 520 amino acids. Gene Ontology annotation, biological process: regulation of transcription by RNA polymerase II. The record is from RefSeq and is a predicted model, not a curated record. NCBI's taxonomy places the organism in Eukaryota, Metazoa, Chordata, Mammalia, Artiodactyla, Delphinidae. Gene Ontology annotation, molecular function: RNA polymerase II cis-regulatory region sequence-specific DNA binding; DNA-binding transcription factor activity.